GGGGGUGGGGCCUCCUCGGCGGUCCGUUCGAAGCGGGCAGCGGGUGGUGGUACGAUGGCGGUUGAGGCAGGGGCGGUCGUUGGCGCGCGGGAGGGAGGCACCCGCUUCCCUUUCCCGUUCGCCCCGUACCGGAUCCAGGAGGAGUUCAUGGCCGCGCUGUACCGCGCCCUGGAGGCCGGCGGGGUCGGCAUCUUCGAGAGCCCUACGGGGACGGGCAAGUCCCUGAGCCUGAUCUGCGGCGCCUUGGCCUGGCUGCGCGACUGUGAGGAGCGGAAGCGGCAGGAUGAGGCGCGGCUGCUGCAGGAGCCCGAGCAGCGGGACCAGGAGUCGUCGCCGGGGGGCGCCCUUGACCCGGCCGCCGGGGAGCCGGCCUGGGUGGCCGAGUUCGUGCAGGGCAAAGCGGCGCGGGACCGCGCCGACAGAGCCAAGGAAGAGCAGAUCAAGAGGAAAAAGCGAGAAGAGCGUCUUGAGAAAAUUCGUCACAAUGUGCAACUAAAAUAUGCGUCUAAAAGAAAGAAGUGUGAAGAUGACGAGACAGAACGCCUUCUCCAGCUCAGUAAGGAGAUCUUGUCCAAAGAGGCAGGGUCAGAUGUUCUAGAGCAGCUUGAUCACAGUGAGGAGGAGCUGAUCCUGGCCGAGUAUGAGAGUGAUGAGGAGAAGAAAGUAGGAGCUGGGUUGGAUGAAGAUGAUGAUGAUGAUUUAGAGGAGGAGCAUGUGACUAAGAUUUACUACUGCAGUCGCACACACUCGCAGCUGUCUCAGUUUGUACAUGAAGUUCAGAAAAGUCCUUUUGGCAAGGAGACCCGAUUGGUGUCACUGGGAUCUAGGCAGAGCCUGUGUGUGAAUGAAGAGGUACGACGUCUGGGGGCUGUCCAGCUCAUCAAUGACCGCUGCAUGGAGAUGCAAAAAAACAAACAUGAGAAGAAGAAUGAGGGAGAAGAGACAGCAGGGAAGAGAAGGCGUGUGAGCCGGGCUGUGUGUCCAUUUUACUCCUAUGAGCAAAUGCAAUUUCUUCGGGAUGAAGUUCUAGUUGAUGUGAAAGAUAUUGAGCAGCUGGUGACCUUGGGGAAGAAGACCAAAGCCUGCCCAUAUUAUGGAAGUCGGUAUGCCAUUCCUGCUGCCCAGUUGGUGGUGUUACCCUAUCAGAUGCUCUUGCAUGAGUCGACACGAAAUGCCUCUGGGAUCAAACUGAAGGAUCAGGUGGUGAUUAUUGACGAAGCCCACAAUCUGAUAGACACUAUAACCUGCAUCUACAGCGCUGAAGUCAGUGGCUCUCAGCUGUGCUGUGCCUAUUCCCAGCUGCUGCAGUACAUGGAACGAUACAGGAAACGUCUGAAAGCAAAGAACUUGAUGUACAUUAAACAGAUCCUGUAUUUGCUGGAGAGGUUUGUGUCUGUGUUGGGAGGAAACGUGAAUCAAAAUCCAAACACUCAGAGCAUUUCCCAGGCAGGGACAGAGCUAAAAUCUAUCAACGAUUUUCUGUUUCAAAGUCAAAUUGACAAUAUCAACCUCUUUAAGGUUCAGCGUUACUGUGAGAAAAGCCUCAUCAGCCGGAAGCUUUUUGGGUUUGUGGAGAGAUAUGGAGCCCCUACUGCUGUAAAGACCAACAAGGAGAACCAGAAGACAACUGGGUUGCAGAACUUCCUUCUGACCCUGCAGCAGGGACCUGAGAAAGAAGUAGGUGCUCCGCCACAUCCUCCUGCAGAUCCUGAGAUUGAUCAGCUCAAGAUGGCCUCUCCUCUGAUGCAUAUUGAGGGAUUUCUCUCUGCUCUCACCAAUGCAAACCAAGAUGGGAGAGUCAUCCUCAACAGGCAAGGCACUGUAAGUCAGAGCAGCUUCAAAUUCCUCUUGCUGAACCCUGCCGUACAUUUUGCCAAAGUGGUGAAGGAAUGCCGAGCUGUGAUCAUUGCAGGGGGCACCAUGCAACCGGUGGCUGAUUUCCGAGAGCAGUUGCUGUCGUGUGCUGGCAUUGAUGCUGACAGGGUGGUGGAGUUCUCCUGUGGUCAUGUGAUUCCUCCAGAAAACAUUUUACCCAUAAUCCUCUGCAGUGGACCAUCCAACCAGCAGCUAGAGUUCACAUAUCAGAAGAGAGACCAGCCUCAGAUGAUGGAUGAGGCGGGUCGAAUCCUUUGUAACCUGUGCAAUGUGGUCCCUGGUGGCGUGGUGUGCUUCUUUCCUUCCUAUGAGUAUGAGAAGCAGGUGUACACGCACUGGGAAGGAACAGGGCUUCUCACCCGGUUGGCUACUAAGAAGAAGAUAUUUCAAGAGCCCAAGAGAGCAAACCAGGUGGAGCAGGUGCUGGCAGAGUAUGCCAAGUGCAUUAAGCGCUGCAGCCAAGUGGGAGGCCACAUGACAGGGGCCCUGCUGUUUUCUGUGGUUGGAGGGAAAAUGAGUGAGGGAAUCAAUUUCUCUGAUGACCUGGGAAGAUGUGUGGUUAUGGUGGGCAUGCCGUACCCCAACAUCAAGUCUCCAGAGCUUCAGGAGAAAAUGGCUUGGCUUGAUAAAACCAUGGCAAAAACUGCUGGUCAGGCACCUAGCAGAAUGCUGAUUGAAAAUCUAUGCAUGAAAGCAGUAAAUCAGUCAAUAGGGAGAGCUAUUCGCCAUCAGAAAGACUUUGCAAGCAUCCUGCUCCUAGAUCACAGGUAUGCUCGCCCUGCUGUCUUCAAUAAAUUACCUCAGUGGAUCAAGGAAAGAACACUAAUCAAGACUGGCUUUGGACAAGCGUUUGCAGAAUUAAGGAAGGUGAGCGUCACUUCCUCUCUACGUACCUUACAUAUGGAAACUCCUACUAAAGACCCAUUUCCCUUUAUGCACUCAUCUUCCCCAUGAGAAGCUUGCUCAGUGACUACCCUAGCAGAUAUCUUAAUGUGCCUGCUUAGCCCCUCCCUACCUGCACAGAAGAUAAACCUCCUUUAGGUACUGCACAGUUAUGAUUAGGAAUGAACAAUGCUCUCUUGGUUGUCUUUCUUCCUAGUUCCAUCGAGAGAAGUCAUGUUAUAGGCCAGCAUCUUCCUGAGGGGAGAUUAAAUGCUUCCUGCUUGUGAACCAGACAGAAAACCACAGUUUGUCAUCCCUGCAGAACCAGAAGCAGUUGGAAGGUUUUCACAGGCUCCACAGUUGUACAUGUUUUACUAAUCUACUCUUUCCUGUUUGACAUCAGUUCAUUCACUAUGCUUCUGGGCUGGAGAGAGUGCCUUGGUACAGCUGGCUGCCUCCACAGGGCAGCAGUGUGGUAGGGGAGAACCUUCUUCUCCUCCAGCUAGACACUGAGGGAAAUGGGGAUAGAAGCAAAUGCGCCAUCAACUUUUGCUACCACUUGGUGGUAUGUUGCUGGGGUUCUUUAGUACCUGUGUUUGUUCCAUAGUGUUUUGUAGUUUCAGGUUAUGAUUUAAAUAAACAUCUUCACUGAACCCAAA
This is a messenger RNA of Gavialis gangeticus (Gharial), 3416 nucleotides long. It is a transcript of the gene DDX11, whose product is annotated as DEAD/H-box helicase 11. Gene Ontology annotation, biological process: establishment of sister chromatid cohesion; nucleobase-containing compound metabolic process. The transcript has 25 exons. Bases 55 to 2829 code for a protein of 924 amino acids. The record is from RefSeq and is a predicted model, not a curated record. Gene Ontology annotation, molecular function: ATP binding; hydrolase activity, acting on acid anhydrides, in phosphorus-containing anhydrides; DNA binding. Lineage: Eukaryota; Metazoa; Chordata; Crocodylia; Gavialidae. Gene Ontology annotation, cellular component: nucleus.